Molecule: messenger RNA, 9116 nt
Organism: Linepithema humile (Argentine ant)
Lineage: Eukaryota; Metazoa; Arthropoda; Insecta; Hymenoptera; Formicidae
Gene: Sec16
Product: Secretory 16
Biological process (GO): COPII vesicle coat assembly; autophagy; Golgi organization
Cellular component (GO): endoplasmic reticulum exit site; ER to Golgi transport vesicle membrane
Source: RefSeq, a predicted model, not a curated record
UUCAAUGUGCAUAUGCAAAAAAACCUCUGUGGCAUCAUACAAAAAUCUUAUUUUUUUCUGCAGUUUAAACUUUAAAUUCGCUACACAGUACAUUCAGUUUUUAUGCUUUAAAUAUUAAAAACUUGUGGACGAUAAUUCAUUCAAUAGCCGCCGUCGCCGCGUUCGCCAUCUCGCGAUCGCUCUGUCGAGGCUCAGCUUUGACGUUUGCGAAAGCUUGCGUCCGCGCGUUACACAUUUGUGGUUUUGCUCGCGUGGAAAGGUAGCUCGAGGGGAAAAAUUCGUGACGUGCUCAACUCGUUUAUCUCUCUCUAUCUAUUUACCUUUCCCACUCUCGCGUACAGUGCCCGUUGAAAUGUCCGUGUGCUCGUGAGGCUCAUGUCCGCGCGCGCGCGCGAUCAUCGACGACGACUGACGACGACGACUACGACACGUUCGCUCCGCCGUCUCGUUCGAAAGAAUUAAGAGCAGCUUGGUGGAAAACAAUAAUGCGCAUACCAGGCGUGUGGAGACGGCAGUGCGAGCGACGAUAGUUCAGGAUUUCAAAAAUUGCUGUGAAUCAAGCUAUACUAUCUUACAGGCAGCAUGAAUAAUCCUUAUAGAGCCAGACCUACAAGGUCUCGGGUAGAUCAUUCAGCUGUUUAUGGAAUGCAUAAUCAAAAUAUGUGGAUGCCCAUGUCGAGACCGCAAUCGGAUGUUCCAAACGACACCACCCAGCAACACCCUGUUGCGAAUCAAUCAAAACACAUGAGCGAUACAUGGAAGGAUCCCUGGGAUUGGAAUUUGGAUCAGCAAUCAGAUUCUCAGCAACAGCAGCAGCAACAUUACGUACCUUCUUAUCAGAAUCAAGGGCCACUGAUAUCCAAUUCUAUGCAAGAUCAUUAUUUCAAGAACCUCAAUGACAAUACGUCUGAUGUACUUAAUCAGAAUUCGAUGUCAGAUAGAAACUCUCCUAGAUCGGAGGCCACUCUUCAGACUGCUCCAAAUUACACGGAUUCGUUCCCUCCUUAUGCGAAUCAUAAUCAAAACCAACAGUAUCCUUUGCCGCCUCGACAAAACGUCACGAAAUCUGGAUACGAGUCUGCUCAAUGGCCGAGUGAACAUCAGUCGCAGAAUAUGUACACGCAGCAGAGACUUGUGCCGCAACAAAAUCAGAAAGAUCAAUCACCGACGCAUUUACCACCUGUAACGUCACACAAUAAUUGGAACCAAGACGAAACGGCGAAUUUGUCAGCACAGCGUAACUGGCAGAAUCACAAUGAAGUGUUGGGUCACUGGCAGGAUCAAAAUAUGCCGAAGGAGACGCAGCAGCACGUCGACAAUAUGAGCAAUCAGUAUAGGCAACCACCACAAAUAUAUAAUGCGCCUGUUGAAGGGAUCAGCAAGGACCAUUCGUUGAAUUGGACUGCUAACCGACAGCAAGAUAUUACCGAAGCGAGUAAUAAAUCGAACACUGUACCGAGUCAGUGGCACAAUCAAAAUCGUGAGACCACGAUGAUCCAUCAUCCGUCGACGCAUCUAGUACAAACGAAUAACAUAGAUGAUUCAUUUAAUUCUUGGUCGCAGUCAGGCAACAUCAGCGCCCCGCACGAUUGGAGACAUCCUAACGUGCAGAGCGAUAUACAUGCGAAUCAAUGGUUGCAACAGAUGGAUAGCAAUUCAUUCAAGGAGAACGUGCUGCAAGAUGAUAAGACUAAGUUAGCCGCAAGCGAGAGGCAAGUAGAUCAACAACAAACGCACGCAGCGUUUCCUUAUACUUCCGCGCCACCGAUUGUACCUACGACCUUGGAAAAUAUUGUACAUAGGCCGAAUAACAAUGAGCAGCAGGAGAACGAAAAACAGAUGACAGCUUCUGUCGUGAGCACCGCGUCAUCUCACGAUUCGAUUAAUCAUGGGAAAUCAAGCGAUAUCAAGUCGUCCAUUGGAGAUGACCAUAAUUUGAACUCCGAUGAAUCAUCGAAGAGCGAUGCUUUUGGAAGAAACGUUCUUACCGGCGAAGAUAACGAUCACACUUUUGUCUCUUCAGCGACGGAAGAAUUGUCCAGCAGCUUUGGCCAACUCAGUCUUGGAAGCAAGUCGGGGAAGCACGCGGAUCAUUCGAGUGAAUUCUUAGAGAUACAUUCGAGCUCCAUAGAUGAGAGAGUUCAACAUUCGACUGCUAACUUUAACGCGACGAACAUUCGAAGUAAUCUUGUUCCUGAAAAUAUGCCUGUAUUGCCUCCGAAUUAUACAUCAAACAGCGUGGAAAACUCUCCCUCCGUCGACGGUCAGUCGGUUGUCGGUCAGGAUUUGAUACCGAAUACAUAUCAGAGUGGUGCUACCAAGGUAACGGAUAGCAUCUCGCAAAGCGGAUAUGAUCAAUGGUACAAUCACGGUGCAUCGCAGACAUCAAUGGAGAUGGACGCGUGGUACGCGAAUGAUCAAAUACGCCCGACGCCCAAGCAGUGGAACGCUCCUCGGCAAAAUGUGGAAAACUAUGAAAAUAUCCAGCAAACGUCCGACUUCGUGAACGUCGAGGUUGUUGCGCCUGCGGCGUUGCAGAAGCGCGACAUUUAUGGAUCGCGUGAUUCCAUAAAUAAGGAAACGUUGGACAAUGAUCCGAAGCCAAGCACGAGUCCCAAGGAGGCGACGAACAUUCGGGACUUGAGGGAGGAAGCAAAUAACAUCCAAGUGUUGUCGAUGCAACAGCAAAUGCGCUCUCAUCCGCCUCUACAAGAACAGAUGCCGGACAACUACGAGUUCGCUUCGAACGAUAGAAAUACGUUUCUGGAGACCGGCGAGCUGACGGAUUCGCAUCAGGAGCACGAGCCGACGCCGCCGAGCCAGGAUGACGAAAAUGACGAAGUGCCUAAUGAUAUUCCUUUCCUGCGCGAAGUGCCAGGGCAAUCGAGCUCCAUAGAUCCGCGCAGAAACGAUCCCACGGGCCAAGAGCACAACGUGCAGACGACCGGGCAACGGCUGUCCGAUCCCAGGAGAAACGAUCCUUCGGGCCAAGAGCAGAGUAUGCAGGUUAGAAACGUGCCCGACAGAGCGGAACGUCGCGAUGUACUUCCGGGGCAAGAGAGAAACGCUCCUCUGCUGUUGCGGGGCGAGUCAGAAACGCUAGAACGACGAAACGAUCCUUCGGGUAGAGAGCGCUCUCUUCCGCCGCAACAGUCGCGAAACGAUCCGUCGGGCGAAGAAAGGUAUCAGCUGCAGUCUCCGAUGAUGUUGGAGCCGAGCGAGAUCCGCCAGGUGCUCGGUAGAGGCAACGAAUCCGAGGAAGCUGCGCAGCAGACGGACGCGGAGCUCAGGCAAAUUCCAGGCGGAGCGUCUUCCAACGAUGUCACGCCGUUGCUGGACGACAGAACGACCGGCGGGAGAAUAGUUACGGGCUCCCCCACGGAAGUUCUGCCGACGAUGUCCGCGAUACAGGAUCAGACGAGCGAUUCACGAAUUAAGCGCGAGGAAGCGGUGGGCGCGUCCUUGGAAAGCGAGAAUCAGGGUAUUUCCGGCUCGUCGAACCGACGGGAUUCCUACGAGGACGAAGAUGACAAGGGAUCUCGCAACAGCCGGGAAGGGAGUAGAGAGAGACGACGGGAGGGCAGUCCCGAUCGCAGACGAUACGAAUACGAUCGGAAGAACGCCUAUUACGAUCGCGAUCGCGAGUACGAGGAUGAUUAUUAUUACGAUCGGCGGCGCGCAGCCGACAACGAUCGCCAGUACAACGCCCGUGAUGAUUUCGAGCGUCGGGACGUCUCGUAUCGGGAUGACGAUCGUAAGCAUCACAGCCGCGACGACUUGGACCGGCAUGCCAGAGAGGACAUGGAUAGAAGAGUCAGGGGAAAAGAGGAUCUGGACGAGCGGGACGGCAGGCGAAGGCCGGACGUAGGCGUGGAUCGUAGAAGAGGCGACGAUCCACGUCGUCGAGAUGCCAGAGAUCCCUACGAUUCACGGUAUCCCAGAGAUCCCAGAGAUACUAGAGAUAGGGAUUAUAUGGAUCGCGAGAGAAGGAGGGACGACAGACGGCCUCGAAGAUACGACGAUUACGAUAUUAGAGAUCCGUACAGAAGAGAUCCGUACUACGACGAUCCCUAUGGAAGAAGUUCCAGACCUUCGAGUAGAUCUUCCUACAACGAUAGAGAUCGCGAAUAUUACAUGCGUGCGAGGGAUCCUUAUUAUGCAUACAAUGGAUACGGAGGGUAUGAUUAUAGCGCUCAUUACGGCAGCAAUUAUUACGCGUACCUUGAAAAUCUACGUCGAACGAAUCCUGCCGCCUAUUCCGAGUGGUAUCAUAAAUAUUACGCCAGCCAGCAGCAGCAACAGCAUAUCGGCAGGGGUGUCAGCAAUUAUCCAGAGGAUAGAGCCAGUGUUCACUCCGGUCGGAGUUCCUGCGAUGACAGGACCACUGGCGAGAAGCGAACAUUGGGUGAUAUAUCACUGCUGGAAGAUUCGGCAAUUGCUUCUGCUCGGUUAACACCGACCAAAUAUUCUACAUCUCAUGCAUAUGGCUGUUUCUCCAUUGGAUCUUUGAUACACGUUUACCCAAGUUAUCCAGCUGACGGCGAGAGAGCUAAAGUGGACAUCAUCCGCGUAGAUAAUUUGCUCUCACAUGAUUCUAUUGCACGCGACUUACGAUUAUACCCGGGACCUUUAAUUAAUGGCGUAACGCAUAAGAAGACUAUCAUAGAAUAUUGCGAAAAUAAGAUUAAGAAAGCAGUGGUGAACGAAGAGAUGGUCGAUCGUGCGUCAUAUAUUCUGCUAUACGAACUGAUGAUUAUGUUAAUUCAACAAAAUGGGAACGUCGUCGGUGUGGAUAUCGCUGGGCUCUUAUUGCGUAAUAAGGAAGCUCAUCCUUACGACACAAACAAACUCAGACCCCAAGAUGUAGGGCGCAGGGAAUCACAGAUAUCACAACGAUCCGGAGCAACAGGCGGUGACGGAAGUACUCAGGACAUUUCCACGCUGUCUGAUAAAACAGAAACCAAGCUGCGAAAAACCACAGAGCAAAUAACAGAUGAAUUCAGAGAUACACUCCUCUAUGGGCGUGUUCAAGAAGCAUUAGAGUAUGCGAUGAAUGAAGGACUUUGGGGCCACGCUCUCUUCCUGGCUAGUAAACUGGACAAACGCACGCACGCUUCUGUGAUGACUCGUUUCGCGAACAGUCUGCCACCGUAUGAUCCAUUGCAGACUCUGUACCAGUUGCAUUCUGGGCGUGUACCUGCUAUAGUCACGUGCGUUGCGGAUCCACGUUGGGACGAUUGGCGGCCUCACUUGGCUAUGAUUAUCUCCAAUACUUCGGCGAAUCCAGAAGUCAAUCGCCGGUCAAUAACGACUCUCGGGGACACGUUGUUUACGAGAGGAGACAUCCACGCUGCACAUUUCUGUUACAUUCUUGCGCAAAUUGAUUUUGGGGCUUAUGGAACCAGCGGAGUUAAGCUUAUACUAAUCGGCGCAAAUCAUAAUAAACCGUACUCCGAAUUCCUUACAACGGAAGCUGUCAUGUUAACGGAGAUCUACGAGUAUGCUCGAAACCUCAGUGAUCCAGGCUUCACAUUAAUAGAUCUUCAAACAUUCAAAUUCGAUCUAACAAUGAAAAUGGUGGACUGCGGAUUAAUUGAAAAGGCUCUGUUGUAUAUUGAACAGAUUGCAACAAAUAUUGCGAACGACCCAUUGAAAUAUAAGAAAGCUUUCAUCAAAGCGGUUUAUGUGUUGGGCGAUCGAAUCAAGUAUCACGAUCCGGUCUUUAAGGAUGCUGUUGAAGAGGCUGCGAAUUUAAUGUGGCUUAACAAAUUGGCUGAGAUAGUUGGAAAAUAUCAAGACGAAGAAAUUGUUGAAAAUGAAACAUACAAUUCCCACGAUGAUACUGCUCGUACCAUUAUAGAAAACCAGGAAGUUCAUGAAAUGAAACAACACCAACAACACCAACAACACCAACAAUUGUUACCGCCGUCAAUGUCGCAACAGCAAUAUACUAUUACUCAACCCGACUAUAACAAUGGUCCUACAUCGGUGAUGGAAGUCAAUACCAGCGAGUUGCAAUCGGAUUGGCAGCCGCUAUCUUUACCGACAAAUAUUCAAGAUACAUACGACUCGAACGUACAAUACAUAAGAAACAUGGACGAAUCUUCUCAAUACCAGCAGCCGCCGCCGCAGCAGCAAGAUUAUUGGAAUCAGCAAUCGUUUUAUCAGGGAAAUUAUGGAAGAAAUGAGCCAGCACCAUCUAACUGGCAGCAACAAUCCACACCAGGCUUGACCAGCGAUCAGGCUGAAAUUGAUAGCUCGCAACAGCAAGAUAAAUGGAAUUAUGAGGCGGAAAGGGAAGACAAAACACCCACUCCUGAACCUGUGCGGCAAACAAUCUCUAUGACACCGUCGACGGGUAAGCAGUAUGAUCCAUUGGAAGAGUUGGAUGCGCUUGAAACACCAAGAUCGAACUCUAAAACUGGGGAAGCAAAGAAAACCGAGAAAACGACUGAAAAGAAACCUGCUAACAGUGGCGGCUCUUGGUUCGGUGGUUUGUUUAGUAAACUUGCGCCAAAGCCGAAAAAUCAAAUGAUAUUACCAGACGAUAGCAACCCAACGAUUGUUUGGGAUCCUGUUGCCAAGAAGUGGAUGAAUAAGGAUGAGGACGGCGAUGGCGGUGCUGGCACAUUGGCACCACCGCCAAAAACUACCGAUAUGAAUUUUCGGGCGCCGGCGAUAGAACGCGUUUCACAACCGGCACCACCGGUCAGCACACACAGUGAAGACGCACCGACGAUGGAUACCUCGAAAUUGCUUACUGGUAGCAACAUGUUCAAACUGCCAAAGGGUAGAAAUAUGCGUGCCAAUUACGUAGAUGUAAUGAAUCCUGGCGGAUCCAAAAGUAACACGGCAUCGUCCAACAUGCUUACUCCCAUGACAUCACCGCUUGUACCUAUGGCUACUUCGUCCCCGCAGUUAUUCGUCCCCGCGCCAAUUACUGAUCCAAAUGCUCCCAUGGAUUUCCUGACAUCGGCAGCAACACCAUCAUCUGGAAAUGUCGCGGAGAAUACACCACAAACACUCUCUCGCUGGAGCUCGACCAGCUCGUUAUCACGAGAGGUGCAGAGCUACACAAUAAGGGAUCCGCGGCUACUUCAACGGAACAAGGGACCAAUGAUGUUUAACCCGAGUGACAUGAAGGAUCGUUCGGUGAAGAACAUACCAUCCAGCAGAUAUCCUCCGCGAUAAUUCAUGCGAUUGUUUAUGCAAAUAAUUUGUCAUUCAAAUUAGGAGAUUUUCUGCAAUCGUGUGCGUUUUGUUUCUGUAUGAAACGUGACGGCAAUUCCGUGAUGACAUAUUGCUCACAGUCUUUUUGGAAAGAUUGUGUAUAGCCGAAGGAUAUAAAAAAUUAAUUUUGUUUGAGUUUGUUUCAUAAUUAUAUUUAUAAUAUCUAAUUAAGAACCGCAUUGAAAACGAAAAAAAAAAAUUUGGAAUAAUAUUUCCGUACAAUGGAAGGUAACAAUGGCGGAAUGGUGCUGCUAGUUAAAUUCGAAUAUAUAAUCCUAAUUUGUCAACCAAAAGCUUCCAUUGCUCAUUUUUUUGGUAAGAAAAUGUGCUUUUGUUUAAUGAAUUUUUGCGGAAUGUUUUAUGCGCAGUGCAACGAAUUUAUUUGGAAGCUAUACAUUGAUAUCCAUUUUUAGAAAUGCAUAUUCCCAUCGAAUGGUUACCUGUGCAUUUGCGUAAUUGCGUAGAUUGGGUUAAUUGUCGCUAGGAAAAGUGCGCGAGUGCAUUCCCUUUAUUAUAUAUUCGCUUAGCUUGUAAGUAUUGUCAUCGGUACCGGAUUUGAUAUCGUGCGAAAAUUCAAGUUCUGCGAACUGUUUGAAUUAUGCGAGUGAGAUGUAAAGAAGUGUUUACUUGCAACUUACAGCCAGAUCUAUUUAAGUUACGAUCAAUCGUGGUCCUUCAUUAAAAAGAGUGUCUUGUAGACGUACGAUGAUAGAGCGAGGAUUGUAGCGCUAAUUGUAGCUUAACUAUCGCAGAAUUUGUUACAACAUCGGCCUCGGCAUGUGCUGUAAUUCUAAGUCUGAUUUUAUAUGCCGGGAAAGAAGGAAUAUUGCAGCGCCGAUAAAAUCCGAAGUGUUAGGGAUAUGAAAAUUUUAUCGACGACGGGGAGAAUCACGUUAACGAAAAGUGUAUAAUAGAAAUAUUGUUAGAUGUCGGACUACUACGAUAUAACAUUGAUACAUCAAUAAUAAGCAACUGCCAUCAACGUGGAUAGUGCGAAGAGUGAUGAAGAGCGUUUGUAUUGCGUUUUCACUGGUUCAAUCGCGUUAGAUGUAAGAUUUGUCUGUCGGUGUCUAUUUCCGCGAGGUAUUUGAUAGUUCUAGAAGGUUGUGAAAGCUGAUAAUAUACGGAUGCGUGAAGAGCAUCCUGGCGAAGGAUACACGAGUUGGUUGUAGUGCUUUUCCGUGUACGUCGAGAUAUUGUAAAAAUUAAGUAUCUAUGAAUACUUACACGUUUCAGUAAAGAUAUUUUAGCGCACACGCGAAAGCGCUAAAACUAUUCUUUCUAUUCUUAGCUAGAAUGUUUUUACUUCAAAGAUUGAUACCGGUAUAAUUUUGCGGAGUUCACACUUGGAUACAAAAACAAAAAAAAACGCAAAUUUCUUUUUUAGAAAUUGAACUCGUCGAGAUUAUACGGUUUCGAUUCUUGCUUGGCUCAAGUUAUCAUCACUGUACGCUUCGUCCUAUCAUAAUGGAUACCAUUAAUCGUUUGCGGCGGAUAUGAUUCUAGAAAGAAAAACAUUACCUUUGGCUCAUCUCGAUUUUUCUCGCUAGUAAAUUUCCCAUAAAUUUCUGAAAUAAGAAACUCGAAAUUUUCGACAAAAUCUUUCGGAAUGUAGCAUAUUUCUAGCAAGUGGUUAUUCCAUUGCCAUUGACCACAACUAGAACAGGCUGGUUUAUAGAUAUAGAUUUUUGUAAAUUAUGACACUCGUAAUACAUUUUAUAUUUGUGACAUACGAAUUAAAUGUGCCCUAGGUACAUAUGUUAUAUAUGUGUGUGAAUAUACGUGAAAGAUUUGUACAUACUCUAAAUGUAGUUUUCGUAAGCUUGUCCUAUUGUCACAUCGGAAUUAUUUAUAUUAAAAUUUUCUUGUUUUUUUUUUUUUUAAAU